AUGAAUAAAAGCUGCAGCGUAAACAGUUACGGAGUAGGCAGUGGUCUGAGCGGCAUUGGCAGCUGGUCAACACGUGGUGUCGGAGGUGUUAGUGGUGAUUCACAGGGCAGCGGACUUUUUGGCACCAAUCGACAGCAGGCUGAUCGUCUUCCGGCAUGUGAACAUAUCCCAAAAUUGCUGUGCUGUACUGAACGUGUUCUGGAUAAAUGUCUUACUGGUUGCUUGGAUUAUGUAGCCGAAAAAUGCCCACAUAAAAUGCGUAAUUACGAUAAAAUUAUCUCCGGUUCCAACAAUGCUGACGGAAAAACGACAACACCAAAAACUACACCAAAUCAACAAACCCACCCUCCUUUGACAACAAUGCCAACAACAUUACCUGAGCUCACAACCCAGGAUCCUCGUCGUCAACAAGCGAAAAAACCAGCUAUUCUUGUUGGACCAAAAACUUCGCCGCAGAAGCUCUUUCAACUUUCAAGCGAUGGGCAUGUGGAUUCUGGAGAGGCUCAACGUGAAACAAUAACACAUAAAAAUUAUGGCGACUACAUCCAUCUCAAUCAACGAUAUCCGAUUACUGAAGAUUCCGAUUCUAAGCUAUCAUCCGAUUGCGGCGUCGAGACUUCCCGGCCACCAUAUUCACCAUGUUUGUCAAGGAAACUAGUGCCGUCGAACUGCCACAGCCUUUGUACAUACGAGCAUCGCGAACAUGUCGCAGCGGAGACACUAAUUCAGGCGAUACAACAGGAUGUAUGCGACCUGAAAUAUCUCAGCAACAUAUUGUACUGCGCCAACCGAAAUCGAGAUAACCGGAAAUGUUGUCAGUUCCUGGGAAUGGCACAACCAGAACUUGGUGUCGGCGAUAGGUAUGAAUGA
This is a messenger RNA of Gongylonema pulchrum, 870 nucleotides long. NCBI's taxonomy places the organism in Eukaryota, Metazoa, Nematoda, Chromadorea, Rhabditida, Gongylonematidae. The record is from the annotation of a GenBank genome assembly.